AUGGAGGUUCAAGCUGAAAUGGAGCCUAGCUCGUCCAUUAGUUUAGUCUCAGCUGUUUCAUAUGGUAUUGCUUCAAUGGCAAUGGUUUUUAUCAACAAAGCUGUGAUUAUGCAAUAUCCACAUUCAAUGACUGUUCUUACUCUUCAGCAAUUGGCUACUUCGUUGCUUAUACACUUUGGUAGACAAAUGGGAUACACAAGAGCCAAAGGAAUCGAUUUGGCCACCGCGAAAAAGCUUCUCCCAGUUUCGAUCUUCUACAAUGCUAAUGUUGCGUUUGCUCUUGCAAGCUUGAAAGGAGUAAAUAUUCCAAUGUAUAUCGCCAUAAAGAGACUCACUCCGCUCGCUGUUUUGAUUGCCGGAUAUUUUUUUGGGAAAGGCAGACCAACAACUCAGGUUGCUCUAUCUGUGCUACUGACGGCUGCAGGUUGUGUAAUUGCAGCUCUUGGAGAUUUUUCUUUUGAUAUUUUCGGGUAUGGUUUGGCUUUGACGUCUGUCUUUUUCCAGACCAUGUACCUUGUGCUGGUUGAGAAGUCUGGUGCAGAAGAUGGGCUUUCCUCGAUCGAGAUAAUGUUCUAUAACAGCUUCCUUUCCCUCCCAUUUUUGUCCUUCCUCAUCAUAGUUACCGGAGAAUUCCCAAACUCUCUAUCGCUAUUACUUGCAAAGUGUUCUUAUUUGCCCUUCUUGGUGAUUCUCAUUCUUUCACUGGUUAUGGGCAUUGUCCUCAACUUCACCAUGUUUCUUUGCACCAUUGUGAACUCUGCACUAACAACAACCAUCGUUGGUGUCCUCAAAGGCGUUGGUUCCACUACGCUCGGUUUUGUUCUCUUGGGUGGUGUUGAAGUACAUGCUUUGAACGUGUCCGGUUUAGUGGUCAACACUGCUGGUGGUGUGUGGUACUCAUACGCCAAGUACCGGCAGAAAAAGGCUAAACCGGCUAAGCUAUUGUCUGAUUUGGAAGCUCACAAAAAAUGA
Arabis nemorensis is the source of this 972-nucleotide messenger RNA. The record is from the annotation of a GenBank genome assembly. NCBI's taxonomy places the organism in Eukaryota, Viridiplantae, Streptophyta, Magnoliopsida, Brassicales, Brassicaceae.